AUGUCAACAAAUACAAGUUUAUUUAAUUGUUCCAGCCUUGACGGGGGCACAACUACUUGGUUUCCUUGUCCCGCCACAACCGCUACGAAGCAGACAACGACCACUUCGAAGGAGACGACAACCACCACCACUGCUACCACCACCACCACCACCACAUCACCAACUUCUACUACGACAACUACGACUCAAUCCACUGAUACGACUUCUACGAGUCCCACUCCAACCAGCCCAGAUGGCACAACGGGCCUUCCUUCUGAUACGUCCACCAGUGUGGAGGAAACUUCUACUGCUGUCCCGAACCCAGAUACAAGCGUUACCAGCUCUCUUCCUACAUCUUCACAGACAACAUUGCCCCUUCAUCAACAUGCAUCUAUCUCUACAGGUGCCACCGCUGGAAUUGCGGUCGGCUGUGCUGCCGCCGGCCUCAUCAUUGGCCUUCUCGCCGCUCUCUUACUGUUCCGCCGUCGAAAGGCCAGAGGGGCCGCAGACAUAACCCACGCACCUAUUCUUGUUGAGCCCAAAGAGCCUCCAUCGACGGAAUACCUUGACGGGAUUGGAUCUGUUGCUGGUACUCAGCUGGGGCAGUUUCUCCUCGAUGGAGCUCCUGACCAAGAAAUUGUCAGCGAGUUGCAAGCUCUGGGCGAGCUCAUCCGUCAGCAUGUGCAAGACUACUACACUCUUCAACCAGUGGACGCCAGUGUCGGAGAAUUGUCGCAAUCGCUUCAAAAUCUCGGAUUGGGAUCGAGUGGUUCGGGAUUGAGUACAGAGGAAAUUGUUACUUUAUGUUCCAGCAGCUAUUCUCGUCAGAUUGGCCUGCGUCACGUCAUUUCGACAGUCAUUUUUGGAAGCAUCGACUUUCACACUCGUAGCAGUCUGUCCAUGCUUCCCGGACCAGCUGCUGGGUUGCUUCAGUCUAUCCCCGGAGCUGAAUACGGUGGUAACAACAAUCUGGCAUUUUCCCAAGCUCUUCAGACAUGGCGUCGCCUCUCUGCUUUUCUCCUCCAUCAAAAUCGCAGCCAACGAACCUCUUUGCAAGUGGACGCCUUUACAGUUGCACCUCAAGCUCAAUUGGUUACCGACUCUCUAAACAGUUUCUUGAACGUCUUUGUUAUUCCAGGACAGAACAGUCACCAGACAAGCCAUCUCCAAGAAGUUGCGAUGGAAUGCGCAAAGCUUGGCUACGUCCUGUUCUCUCACCCGGUGGAUUGGAAGUUUACUUUUGAAGGGCUUGGGAGCAAUACGGCGGAUACGCGUGCCGUUGUAAUCUGCCCCGGCUUAGAAAAGUGUAGCGAUCGUGAUGGAAAUCCUUGUCGGCCGCCACGAAGGGUUGCAGCCCCGGUUGAGGCAGCUCUCUGA
Trichoderma aggressivum f. europaeum is the source of this 1356-nucleotide messenger RNA. RefSeq lists its product as uncharacterized. Bases 1 to 1356 code for a protein of 451 amino acids. NCBI's taxonomy places the organism in Eukaryota, Fungi, Ascomycota, Sordariomycetes, Hypocreales, Hypocreaceae. The transcript is spliced from 2 exons. The record is from RefSeq and is a predicted model, not a curated record.